CGGUUUUGACAAGGGUAGAUGGGAGUCUAUCGUUGCAUUCUGAGCAAGAAAAUAUCAUAAAUCUAAAAUUUUAAUUUUUCAUUUUAAAUUUUAAAUUUUAACCACCAAAAGAAAAAAAAAUAAAAAUUUAUCCGACCAGUCAAAGUUGUCUCCAUCGCGACUUUGUUGGCGCUAAUAAAAGGCAAAUCUGAUUGUACGGCCCACCACCGUCUUUCCCGGUUAGCCCAUCCACUAAGUAAUUCCAAAUUCCCUUCCUCAUUUUUUCUUCAUUACAUUUACGAAAAAACAACAAAAGAAACCACUCUCCUGCAAAAUUCAAAAACAAACAGACAACACAAAAUCAAAAGCCAUACUCACAUUUCACCGCAUAUACAGCAUCAACUCUUGCACUCCAACUCACGCACCACCGUACUCCUCCUCGGAAUCUUUUAAAACCAUGGAGCAACAGCCCAAGGCUGAGCCGGAGCAACGGAAACCGGUUCAUGAUUCGAAACAGGACUUUACGCCUGAUCCGAAAAUUGAAAAUCGAGAGGAUGCACUAGUUAACGGAGACGCUGAGAAGAGCAGUGCAGCAGCCACGGGAUCGGAUCCUGAGGUUGAUCAGUUGCAAGGUCCGAAUCGUAUGGGGUCCGCGAGAAAAUCGGUUCAUUGGAGCCCGGAAUUGGUGACCGAAUCACAUGCUUCGCAAAACAAUAGCAGCAACAGUAACAAUAAUGAGCAUAAUAAUAAUAACAAUAACGUUUAUUUUGACGGAUCCAACCCUUAUGUUUCUUCUUCUCCUGCUCAGGCUUCCUCUUCUUCUUCAUUUUCUUUUAAAGAUACGAUGGGGUCGGUGCGGGAUGUGUUGGGGAGGUGGGGAAAAAAGGUCGGUGAAGCUACUAAGAAGGCUGAGGAUCUCGCUGGGAACACGUGGCAGCACUUGAAAACGUCCCCUAGCUUUACAGAUGCUGCCCUGGGAAGAAUUGCUCAGGGAACAAAAGUCCUAGCAGAAGGUGGUUACGAGAAAAUCUUUCGACAAACAUUUGAAACAGUUCCUGAAGAGCAACUUCAAAACUCAUAUGCAUGUUACUUAUCCACAUCAGCUGGUCCAGUUAUGGGAAUUUUAUAUGUAUCUACAGCAAAGCUUGCAUUUUGUAGUGACAAUCCCCUUUCAUAUAAAAAUAGUGGCCAAACUGAAUGGAGUUAUUACAAGACUUGGCCAUGGCUCUAUACUCUGAUUCUGCACUCGAACGCGAGACAAUGUUUUGCUUCUUGCUUUUCCACGAAACCAGAUUUCCUCCAACAAACACACAGUAGCCUGAAGUAGAUCUUCGAUCUUUUCUGCACCUUGCCCAGUCAGCAUCUGAAAAACAUUCAAUCCUAGCAUGACCGUGGUUGCUAUAUAGGAUUCCUCGCCUAGGUGCUCCUUUCAAGUAAUACAAAAUUUGCUUUAAAACUUUCCAGUGAUUGACAGUUAGAGAAAACAUAUACUUACCACGCUGAAAGAAUAGGCAAUAUCAAGACGAGUCACAGUAAGAUAGUUUAACUUCUCAACUAAUCUUUUGUUUCUCUCAGGAUCUUCAAACAAUUCACCAUAUUUUGUAAGCUGCAAAUUAGGAACCAUUGGAGUACUACAUGGCUUAGCCCCCAAUUUCCCUGUCUCCAAUAAUAAGUCAAGUACAUACUUCUUUUGAGAUAAGAAAAUCCCUUACUCCUUAUUACUUCAACACCUAAAAAAUACUUUAGAGCCCUUAAAUCCUUUGUAUGAAAUUGACCAUGAAGAAAAGAUUUGAGUGAUGAAAUUCCGUUAUCAUUUCCAGUAAUGACAAUGUCAUCAACAUAAAUAACCAAUAAGAUGAUACCAACUGCAGACUGCUUAUAGAAAACAGAGUGAUCCGACUUGCUUUUCUUCAUGUCAAACUGCUCAAUAUUAACUUUCCAAACCAGGCCCGGGGAUUUUGUUUCAAUCCAUACAAGGAUUUAUGAAGACGACAAACUUUCCCGUACUCCUUCUGAGCAACAAAGCCAGGUGGUUGCUCCAUAUAAACUUCCUCUUGAAGGUCACAAUAAAGAAAUGCAUUUUUAAUGUCUAAAUGAUGAAGGGGCCAAUUAUAUGUGGCUGCUAGAGAAAUGAAUAAUCUGACAGAAGUAAGUUUAGCACCAUGAGAAAAAGUGUCAGAAUAAUCAACUCCAUAUGUUUGAGUAUAUCCCUUAGCAAUAAGUCGAGCCUUUAACCUAGCAACAGUCCCAUCUGGAUUAACUUUAACUGCAAAUACCCAUUUACAUCCAAUAGUCUUUUUACCCGCAGGCAAAUUUACCAGGGUCCAAGUACCAUUUUCAUCUAAAACAUUCAGGGUAAGAUAGAGCUUCAUGAACAGUUUUAGGAAUAGAAACAGAAUUAAGAGAAGCAAUAAAAGAACAAGAGGAUGGUGACAAAUGAUUAUAUGACACAAAAUAGAAUACCGGAUAAGUGCAUUGAUGUUUACCUUUAUGUAGGGCAAUAGGAAGAUCAUCACUAGAAUAGGAAGCCGGAUCUGAUGACGAAGGAACUAGCGCAGGACAUGGAGCAGGAGGACUUAGAACAAGAACAUGAAUAGGAUACAAAGCAGGAUUAGGAGGUUGUUGACGACGAGAAUAAACUUGUGUUAUAGGAGACUUAACUUGAGCAGAGGGAGGAAGAUCAUUAACAAUAUAAAUUAGUAAAUCAUCAUCCUCCCCCUGAUGGACAGAACCUGAAGAUGAGGCAAAUGGUGUUUGUUCUAGAAAGGUAACAUCAGCGGACACAAGAUAUUUAUUAAGACCAGGAUAAUAACAUCUAUAGCCUUUGUACACGAGAGUACUUAAGAAAGAUACAUUUGAGAGAUUUGGGAUCAAGUUUUGUAACCUGAGGUCGAACAUCACGAACAAAACAAGUGCAACCAAAUAUCCUAGGUUCAAUAGGAAAUAAUGACUUGUUAGGAAAGAGAACAUGAAAAUGAGUCUUACUCGAAAGAACAGAUGAGGACAUACGAUUAAUCAAAAAACAGGCUGUAGAAACUGCAUUAGCCCAAAAAUGUUUAAGGACUUGCAUUUGAAACAACAAAGCUCUAGCAGUCCCAAAAGAUGUCUAUUUUUUUUUUCAGCAACCCUAUUCUGAGACGAUGUAUCUACACAAAACAUUUGAUAAAUAAUGUCAUGUUGAAUCAUAUAGCAUUAUCACUUCGCAAAAUGAGAUCAAGACACAUUACACAAAAAGCAGUAAAGGGAGAGAACAAUUCUGAACGAUUUUUCAUCAAAUAUAACCAUGUCAUUCAAGAAUAAUCAUCAACAAAAGUAACACCCAGUUUUAGACAUAACUGGACAGUUUCCCAAACAUCUGAAUAGACUAAUUCAAAAGGAGCACUAGCUCGUUUAUUAAGUCUAGGCCUAAAACUCAGACGAUGGAGUGUAGCAAAUUGGCAAGACUCAAUCUAAUGAAGAACAGACUAGAAAACUGAGGGCAAAAUAUUUUUAAACCUAACCGACAAUAUGCUUCAGAUGAGGUCACGAUUCCAGAACACCCUAUAGACUUUGGUACUUGUGUCUCAAGAAUGUAAAUACCUCCCUAUUCAUAUCCUUUACUAAUAAUAGAAUAAAAAAACAACACAGCCGCAAUUUGUUUUGAAAAAUCAAACCUGUCCUAAACUAGAUUCUACACC
This is a messenger RNA of Ricinus communis (castor bean), 3656 nucleotides long. RefSeq names its product GLABRA2 expression modulator. The transcript has 4 exons. Bases 437 to 1306 code for a protein of 289 amino acids. The record is from RefSeq and is a predicted model, not a curated record. Lineage: Eukaryota; Viridiplantae; Streptophyta; Magnoliopsida; Malpighiales; Euphorbiaceae.